CUGGAUACACGAUGAAGCGAUCGAACGAUUUCUCGAUUAUCGAAUGCGUCUAACGUUCUAGUUCCAAAUUUCCGUUAGAUUAGCAGCUACUUACGUUCGUUACAAAACGAACAAAUUUACCAUUUGUUCGUCGUAUCGGUAUUGUAAAUAAAAGAGAAUAUUCACGGUGCAAUGGUUUAUCGCCCAUAUGAUAAAGGAGGAAACGAAAAUUUCUCCUAGGAUACUCGAAUGACGCUGAUCGCAUAACGAAUUAUGUGUUUCAUGCUGUAGCUCGGUUCAUUGACUUUAUUUUUGUUGAAUUAUCGUACUGCCCCCAUUGAAAACAGUUUGAAAAAUUACAAUCGAUAAUUAUAAUAUUCAUUCUGUGAUCGUAGAAUAAGACGAAAAACACGUGAAAGUUCGUCUAGCGUAAAAUGGAUCAUUAUAAUCAAUUAUGCGUUAAAAAAUAUUUAAAUUUUACUAUGGAUACGAUACAAUUCAAUGUAAAUUAAGUGGAUACCGGCAUCCGCGUAUUUUUCUAGCAGUAAAUUUUCUUUUAAACAUGUGAUAUUUUUUGUCUCGACACUCUUUCGAGCAAUACAUUUAAAUAAUGGUGUUCUGGAUUGUUACUCUGGUAGCAAUCAUUUUGCAUUUCAGUUCUGUGCAUACCAAACCAGAAUCUCAAGGUUAUUGUGCACCUUAUAGCGGAAAGAUAUGCAAGAAGUAUUUAGCUGGUAUUGGAAAAGUAUGGUUUAACGAUUCUAACAAUAAUCCCGGAGGAUUGUUAAAUGAACAGAUCACAACCAAUUUAUGGGAAGAAUUGAUACAAAAACUGUUUGAACCAUGUCGUUCAGCAGCAGAGAAAAUGCUAUGUAUGUAUGCCUUUCCACAAUGUCACAAUUCGGUUGGUCUACCAUUGUGUUACGAAGACUGCAUGGCAGUACGUCAUCAAUUUUGUUUUAAUGAUUGGGCAAUGAUAGAAGAUAACAAACAGAGGGAGAUUUAUAUCAGAUCACGGGGACAUUUUACAUUGCCAGAAUGCGAAUCACUACCAAAAGUAGUCAAAGGAAAAAUGACCUGUUCUCACAUUCAUUUGACCGAUAUGAACGAAGACCAUGUUACAUAUAACUGUGUUAAAGGCAAUGGUCGAUUUUAUUUGGGGAACGUAAAUAAAACAAAGUUUGGCUUGGAUUGUCAGUCAUGGGAUGCACAAAUUCCGCAUAGUCAUGAUAGACCGCCGGACGUUUUUCCCCAAAUUCGAAAUGGAAAAAACUAUUGUAGGAAUGCGGGAGGAGACGAACCAAUGCCAUGGUGUUUCACCAUGGAUCCUCAGAUACGAUGGCAGCAUUGUGAUAUUCCUAUAUGCGGUAUGCAGUUAGUGUCACAAAAAAAAAAAAAAAACAUAAUUGUAUUUAUCAUUUUAUUUUUAUUUUUUUCCAACUUAGAUAAUGUAAGUAAAGUACUAGAGAUCGAUCCAAAAGACUUAACAAUGGAUACAUUGUUUACUCCAAUGUUUAUAUUGGUAUUAUCUUCGUUGGGAUUGGUUAUUAUAGCUGGUACCAUAUUAUCGAUUAUUUUAAGUCAUAGACUUCACAAACGACAUCAAGGAUAUAACCCAACGAAUAAUCAGUAUAUCACUAUUGAUUUGGACAAAUUGCCGAGCAACAAUGCAUACCAUAAGACGAGUGCACAGCUUAAUCCCAAAUUGGAGAAACUUGAAUUUCCAAGAAAUAACGUUAUUUACGAGCGAGAUUUAGGCCAGGGUGCUUUCGGUAGAGUGUUUCAAGCAAAAGCGCCCGGUCUAAUUCCAGGGGAGGAAUUCACAAACGUCGCUGUUAAAAUGCUUAAAGACGAAGCAUCGGAGGAUCUGCUCAAAGAUUUUGAACGAGAAGCGUGUCUACUUGCCGAAUUUGAUCAUCCGAAUAUCGUUAAACUAUUAGGUGUAUGUGCGUUAGGUCGACCAAUGUGUCUUCUGUUUGAGUACAUGGGUCGCGGUGACUUGAACGAAUUUCUCCGAUCUUGUUCACCUGGUAAUUACAUCAUUCGAAGCUUGGAAAGGAACGAACACUUCACGGACUCGCGUUUGUCGCACAUGGACUUAAUUAAUAUCGCAUUGCAAGUAGCAUCCGGAAUGGUAUAUUUAUCGGAUCGUAAAUUCGUCCACCGAGAUCUUGCAACGAGAAACUGUUUGAUAAAUGAUCAAAUGAUCGUGAAGAUAGCAGACUUCGGGUUGUCACAGAAAAUCUAUUUGCAAGAUUAUUAUAAAGGUGACGAACAAGACGCUAUACCAGUUAGGUGGAUGCCUCUGGAGAGUAUAUUAUAUAACAAGUACACUGUCGAGUCUGAUGUAUGGGCAUUUGCGGUGUGCUUAUGGGAAAUAUUUAGCUUCGCGCUGCAGCCUUAUUACGGGAUGACGCACGAGGAAGUUGUAAAAUACAUUAAAGAAGGCAAUGUCCUUCAAUGCCCUGAAAACACACCGCAAGCUAUAUACGAUCUGAUGAAACUUUGUUGGAACAGGAGACCAUCAGACAGACCUGCUUUCAGAACAAUUUACAAUACUCUCGACACCAUAAAGCAUAAUUUAGAAGCGGAAAAUAAGUCGGACAGUGUACCAUUACGCAUUCACGUUUGAGUCUGAUAAUUAUUAGUAGAAGAGUUAUGCAUUUUUUCUUUAUCAUUUCAAAUGGAAACAUAUUUAUAUAUAUAAAUAUAUUUGUUUUAAUUCUUUUACUUAGUUUAUAUGUAAUUGCUUGUAAAUAUGUAUAUUCCAUUGAGUUCGUGAUUUUUUUUAUGUAGACAAUUAUUAAAAAAUCUCUUUGGAAUUAUUUAUGGAUUGAAGACUGGUAUAUAAUGUAAUCAGUUUUACACGCAUACGAAACUUGUAUAUUGCGUUUAUAUUUUCUCUAUUGUCCAUUCAGUCAACGAAUUUUACAACAAUAUAACAUAUUACUAAUUCUCAGUAAAAGUGAUAAAGAUAAAACAUAACGAUUCAAAGAUUUCAGUGGUAAUGCAGUAUCAACAGAGUGUUUAUUAUACGAGUGACAAGACUACAGAACUCAAUGUGUAAAGCAAAUGAUAGAUGAAAUUGUGUGUAGUUAAUAUUGGUAAACAAUCAGUUUAUUUAUUCUGAUGGAUAAAUUGUAAAGGGAGAUGGCAUUGCUAUUACACAUUUAUACAGUAUUCUCAUUAAUUCUUUUAACGCAACAUGCUUUUCAAAAAUCGUAUGUAUGUACAUAAUAUUUAUUUCUUUACUCUUACAAGGUGAAAUAUAUGUGAAAUUUUAUAUACCAUACAAAUUAAAAGACAUGGUUAAACAUUUCAGCUUUGUUGUAUAAAGGAUGUUGAGUAUUUAUUUGUAGAGAAUUGUUUUGGUUCUCUGCAAUCAAGAAUACAAGUAUUUACAUAAAUUCUACAAACUUGUUAUUCCUAUCAUUAUAUACAAUCGCAAAGACUGAUAAUGCAUUUUUUAAUUGAAAUAAGUUUGUACUUGUAUAAUUUAUAAUUUUUCUAAUGAAUCGUUCUAUUGACACGAAAUACUCUUCCUUAUGUUUGACUUUAUUUGUAUGUUAUUUUUGUGUAAUACUAAACCAAUGUUUGGUUGUACUAGUUGACCUGAUCAUAAUUGUAUACAUAUAUCUAAAUAUUUAUAUGUGUAAGCGUACGUAUUACCGAUUAUAUUUGCUGCAUUUUUUUACUUCAAAACAGGAAUAUAUUAACCAACACAUACUAUAUUACAGAAGGCAAACAAACUUUCCUAUAUAUAAAGCAGCAAAUAAUAAUGUUUCUCUAAAGCCUAAGGCAGAUAAUACUGAAAUUAUACAAGUAUAUGUAAACAAUUUGGCUAUACAAAAAAAUGGGUUUAUAUUUAGCGACGUUACACGUAACUUAACCUUGAUUGUUAGAUGUUAGAUCGUUGCUGUACCAAAAACAUAGCCUAUUUAAUGUAUGAAGAAUAUCAAUGAAAAACUAUUAUGACGAAUGUUACAGUAAAAAAAAAAAGAACCAUUAAGUGAGCGUAUAAUGUGCAACUGUUAUACAUAAGGUUUGAAAGUAAAAUAAUUAUCGUGCUGUAAACAAUAUUUAAAUGAAUGUUUUAAUUGUAACAUAGCAUUGAUUUAAAAUAUUAUAUGUUCUAUAGGAUAUACAGUAUAACUAAACGCAUUUUCCUAUAAUAUAGUUUUGAUAGAUCUUUCCAUAAAAAUAUCAUGACUGAAAAGAAAUUCAGUUUUAACUUUUCUAAUAAUUAUACUUAACUUUUAUUCCCAUUAUAUGAUACGAUUUGGUAUUUUUUUUUAAAUGAUAUUAAAACUUGCUUCUAAUUAUGUCUCUUUGUCACUGCAUCUGCAUUCCAAUAAAUAUGUCAUUCAUCAGCAUUUUCGUAACAAUCUCUAUGUGUUAUACACAAUGUAUUCAUUUAUGAAUGUUGUAUCCUAUUCUUAAGUACAUAGAUAAGUAUAGCUAAUGUAUGUCAUCGUCUAUUUGAUUUUUAAAGCCAUCUACUGAACAUGCAUUGCAAUAGGCACACGAAUGUCUUAUGUUCCAGUCUAAUCUUGGUUGAGCAUUAACAAAUAUUAUAUACUACAUGCAAAACAAAUGUGAAUGCAAUAUCCAAAUGCUCUUCCAUAAACUUUUUUAUAUAAGACUUUUAUAUCGUGAAAGAGAAGAAGAACUUUUACCAAGUUUGUGCUCUUACAUCUGUGUACUUGUAUCCUGUAUAAGUAGUGUUGUACGUGAUAUAUUACGAUAAUACGUACGUAAUACGUAUUGUCCAUGACCAAGAAAGAAACUUCUGGUAUUAAGUAUAUAAUUCGUUGAGUUCAAAUAUGUUAUUGACAAUGUAGACUCUAUUCUGAAUUUUAUAUACUUACAACAAACUAUAAUCUAGCCUGUCACUAAAAAGAACAUCGAGAUUCCUCGAUAGUCUAUUUUGAAUUCAAAAUGAAAUGCGCAAGUACUGAAGUAAAAUUUUAAAAAGUAAAUAAUAAUCGAAAAAUUUCGAUGUCUAAUUUUAUAUGUUGUCUUUUAUUUUACUAUAAAGAAUCAUAUUCAAAUAAAAAUUAGAAAAAAAUGACAUACUUUAUUACUAUAAGUAUCGAGGAAUUAUCAAUGAAAUACUAC
Hylaeus volcanicus is the source of this 5097-nucleotide messenger RNA. RefSeq names its product tyrosine-protein kinase transmembrane receptor Ror2-like (gene Nrk). Gene Ontology annotation, biological process: positive regulation of kinase activity; multicellular organism development; cell surface receptor protein tyrosine kinase signaling pathway. Lineage: Eukaryota; Metazoa; Arthropoda; Insecta; Hymenoptera; Colletidae. The record is from RefSeq and is a predicted model, not a curated record. Gene Ontology annotation, cellular component: signaling receptor complex. Gene Ontology annotation, molecular function: transmembrane receptor protein tyrosine kinase activity; ATP binding; protein binding. The transcript is spliced from 5 exons. The coding region runs from base 590 to 2611 and encodes 673 amino acids.